Messenger RNA from Cicer arietinum (chickpea), 1726 nucleotides. RefSeq names its product glycerol-3-phosphate acyltransferase 1-like. Gene Ontology annotation, biological process: cutin biosynthetic process. Gene Ontology annotation, molecular function: glycerol-3-phosphate 2-O-acyltransferase activity; phosphatase activity. Gene Ontology annotation, cellular component: membrane. Lineage: Eukaryota; Viridiplantae; Streptophyta; Magnoliopsida; Fabales; Fabaceae. The record is from RefSeq and is a predicted model, not a curated record.
AUUUAUCAAGAAAUUGUCAGCAAUAUCUAUAAUGUUGUUUCUAUUGCUACACCUAGUCCUUAGGCUCAAAGAAUGGUUAUUAAAAACGAAAAUUUAUUUUUUUAAUUUGGUUGAUCUAUCAUCUAAUCCACUUCCACAACCUUCAACUUUUCCUACUAUUUUGAAUUGUAAUUUGGAAGGUAGAAAGUCUCAAACACUAGUUUGUGACAUUUAUGAUAUCCUAUUAAGGACUCAUUCCUUCUUUCCUUAUUUCAUGUUAGUUUCCUUUGAAGGUGGUAGUAUUUUCAGAGCUUUCUUAUUACUUUCUUCAUGUCCUAUAUUAAUGUUUUUAAGCUAUGAACAAAAGCUUAAACUCAUGAUAUUCAUCACUUUUUGUGGACUUAAAAAAAAGGACAUGGAAAUGACUUCAAGAGUAGUUUUACCAAAGUAUUACAUGGAGAACCUUAACCUUAAGGCUUAUGAGGUUUUGGUUUCAUUUGGGUGUAGAGUUUUCUUCACUAAUGUGCCUAGAGUUAUGGUAGAAGGGUUUCUUAAAGAAUAUUUGAAUGGUGAUGAUGUUAUUGGUAGUGAAUUGCACACUAUUGGAUGUUACUUCACUGGUUUUAUUUCAAGGAAUUGUUUCAUUGAUAAGCAAAGUGCACUUUUGGAUUAUUUUGGAGAUAGAAAGCCUCAUGUAGGAAUUAGCAGCACAUGUGUCAAUGAUCAUCAUUUUAUCUCUUUUUGUAAGGAAGCUUAUGUGGUGAGCAAUGAAAUAUGUCCAAGCUCAAUUAUGCCAAGAGAAAAGUAUCCAAAACCAUUAAUAUUUCAUGAUGGAAGACUAGCAUUUUUCCCAACACCUUUAUCAACUCUCUACAUGUUCAUGUGGCUACCAAUUGGAGUUCCAAUAUCCAUUUAUAGAAUUCUCCUUGGCUUAAUUCUUCAUUACAAAUGGUCACUUACAUUAGUAACAUUUAGUGGUAUAACUAUAAGUCUAAAAACCAUUAGUAAUACUAAAAAGAAAUUAGAACAAAAAAAAGGAGUACUUUAUGUUUGUACACAUAGGACUUUGGUAGAUCCUAUUUUUCUUAGCAUGAGUUUGAAAAAGCCUUUAACUACUGUUACUUACAGCUUAAGCAAAGUGUCAGAAAUCUUAUCUCCUAUUAGGACAAUGAGAUUAACAAGGGACAAAGAACAAGAUAGGAAAACAAUGCAAAGUUUGCUUAGUGAAGGUGAUUUGGUUGUGUGUCCUGAAGGAACAACUUGUAGGGAACCUUAUUUAUUAAGGUUUAGCUCUCUUUUUGCUGAACUUACUGAUGAGAUUGUUCCUGUGGCUUUACAAGCUAAGGUGUGUUUGUUUUAUGGUACCACAGCUAGUGGUCUUAAAAGUUUGGACUCUGUUUUUUUCUUUAUGAAUCCAUGGCCUUGUUAUGAAGUUGAAAUCCUUGAAAAGGUUCCUAAAGAAUUUACUUGUGGUGGGGGAAAGUGUCCUUAUGAAGUGGCUAAUUAUGUACAAAGAGAGUUGGGAAAUGCUUUGGGAUUUGAGUCUACUAAUAUUACAAGGAGGGAUAAAUAUAUGAUGUUGGCUGGAAAUGAAGGGGUUGUUCAAAAAGAGAAAUGAAAAUUUGUGGUGAUUGGAGUUUCACAUUCAAGAUGUAUAAAUUUGUUUUACUAUAAGAAUGAAAGGAAAAUAGUGUGAUCAUGUAUAAAAAAAAUAUAUAAAAACGAUAUUUGUUUAUUUUGUAUCAUA